GACACCGUGGCCGAAACUCCUCGCCGCGGCGCGGCCGAGCGAGCCAUGGCGAGCGCCUCGCCACCAUCGCCGUCGCCGGACGCGGAGGAGGAGCCGCCCGAGUGCCCGGUGUGCCUCUCCCCCUUCGACUCCGCCUCCGCCGCGCCGCGCGUCCUCCCGUGUGGCCACUCCCUCUGCGGGCCCUGCAUCGCCUCCCUCCCGCCGGCCUCGGCCUCGGCCUCCGCCGACUCGCUCCGCUGCCCUCUCUGCUCCCAGUGCGUCCCUUUCUCCCGCGCUCUCGGGCCCUCCUCCCUCCCGAAGAACCUCGCCCUCAUCUCCCUCCUCCCCUCGCUCCCGAAGGACCCAAACCCCUCCCCUUCUUUCAUCGAUGCCGCCGCCGCUGCGCUGGCUCCCCGUCAUCUCCCGCUCCACGCCGACCACUCGCGUCUCCUCUCCCGAUUCCGCCACGCUAUCCUCCCAGAGUCUGCUUUGCCGCUCCAGUCACCGCCGCCGGGACCCACUCCCGCCGGCCUCGCCGUCGGGUCCUUCGCUUCCGACCUCGGCGCCCCGUGGUUCUGCCCCCGGGGCCACCCCGUAAGUCUCCUCCCGGUGGAAAUCCCGACCACCGGGGCGCCGAAGCAGGUGCCCCAGUUCUACCGGCCCAGCCACGCGACGCGGGUGGCCGCCGCGAUCGAUGCGCUGAGCGGCGCAGCGAGGGAUGAGGUGAUCGAUUUGGUGGCUGUCUCGGCGCGAUUGGCACGGCGGGUUUGCAGGGUUUAUGGUGUCUGGAUAGGCCCCGAGGCGGCGCCGUUGUGGCUUGUCGCCGAGCGGCACUCCCAUGGCGUCUCCCGCUUGUUGGAGGAGAGGAUCCACGGAGAGGAGACGGUGUCUCGGAUCAGAGCUGUUGGAAUGGAGGUCUGUGAAGCGUUCAUGGGAUUGCACGGCGAAGGGCUAGUGCUUGGGUGCCUAGGGCUGGGCUGCUUCUACCUCGAUCGCUUUGGGCAUUGUCUGCUCGACUUGAACCAGGCUCUGGGCCUGUGCCGGGGAAUCCAGGCAGGGUUUUUUCGCUCUUCCAAGGCCUUCGUGGCUCCUGAGGUUGCAGUGGUGAUGCAUGAUAAGUUGCAGACAAAGGAUCAUGAUUUCAGUGGCUUGGUAGGUCCUAGUUCGGAUGCUUGGUUGCUGGGCUGUCUAUUGGUGGCGCUUGUAACUGGGGAUGAGCAGCUCGCAACAGGAUGGAAUACCGAUGGAUCAUAUGAUGACUGGAAGAAUGAAGUGCUUACGAGGCUUGAUGCUUCAUUGGUUGGUACCCAUAUGGAAUCAUUGUCCGUGACCAUAGUGUCAUGUUUGAAUAAUGAUCCAGAAGCCCGUCCAGAAAUUGCUGACGUCUGGAGAUGUAUUAGCGGUUCAUCGAUGAAUUCCAACAUUGAAGCUUUGACUCCUAAUGUUGAUCUUGCAGCUCGGAAGAGUUUUAUGUGUUUGCUCCUUGGGGAGUUGUCCUCAAUGAGCACUGACGUUGGUGCUAGUGAGUCAGAAGAUAAAUUGCAGCCCUCUAAAGAUUCUGAUGACAAGCAGUCAGCUCUGGAUGAUGAAGGUAGUGGUGCUUUUGUAAACAAUGAAGCAGUUGGUGCACCAAGAAUGGAUGAGUCAAAAUGUGGUGAAUUGUACACUUCUUCAACUCUGCUGGCUCACCGUGACUGUGUAACAGGACUAGCCAUUGGAGGGGGCUUCUUGUUCAGCUCUUCUUAUGAUAAGACAAUCAAUGUAUGGUCACUGCAGGAUUUUUCUCAUAUACAGAGUUUGAAGGGCCAUGAACACAAAAUCACAGCAAUUGUUGUUGUUGACAAUGAUAGUCAGUCACUUUGUAUUAGUGGAGAUGGUGGUAGCGGAAUUUUUGUCUGGUGUGUUGAUCCCUCUCUUGCUAAUGAGCCAUUGAAUAAAUGGUAUGAAAGUGAUGAUUGGCUUUAUCGGGGUGUUCACUGUUUGGCUGUUUCUGGAACUGGUUAUCUUUAUACUGGCAGUAGAGACAAAUCUAUUAAGGCUUGGUCUCUGGAGGAUUAUUCACUCCGAUGCACAAUGACAGGUCACAAAUCAACUGUUUCUUGCCUUGCGAUUGCAUGUGGUAUUCUUUACAGUGGAAGUUGGGAUGGUUCUAUCAGAUCAUGGUGGCUCACUGAUCACAGCCCGCUGUCUGUACUGGAAGAUGGUACACCAGGAAGCAUAGCUCCUGUGUUGUCGAUUUCAACAGAAGUCAAUUUUGUUGUUGCAUCACACGAGAAUGGCUUUUUGAAGAUCUGGAAGGAUGAUGUCCUUGUAAAGUCACAGAAACUUCAGAAUGGUGCUAUUUAUGCUGCUAAAUUGAAUGGCAAGCGGAUCUAUUCUGGUGGAUGGGAUAAAGUCAUAAAUAUUCAGGAGUUAUUGGAAGAUGAGUCAGAGGUGGAAAUGAGAGAUGUUUCUACUUUUACCUGUGAUUCGAUUAUAACUUCAAUACUAUACUGGGAUGGAAAGCUGAUAGUUGGACUUUCGAACAGGGAGAUUAAGGUUUUCUACAAGGGAUGUUAACCCUCGAUUAAAUUAGGAUUAAAUAAUCAUUCGUGACUCCAUCUCCUAUUGUGAAUACUUCACUGUACAGUCGAACUGUUAAAGAAAGAUAGGACCAUGUAUUGGUGAAUGAUGAUAGACCUGUAUGGUAAAGUUGAGUGAAACCGCAAAAUAGGGUAAGAUUUUUGUAACAAGAGGUUGAUAUAAGAACAGGAUAAAUAGUAUAAUACCUUCGAAGUCA
Molecule: messenger RNA, 2758 nt
Organism: Oryza brachyantha (malo sina)
Lineage: Eukaryota; Viridiplantae; Streptophyta; Magnoliopsida; Poales; Poaceae
Exons: 7
Coding region: 46-2538 (830 amino acids)
Biological process (GO): protein phosphorylation
Molecular function (GO): ATP binding; protein kinase activity; protein binding
Source: RefSeq, a predicted model, not a curated record